Molecule: messenger RNA, 1279 nt
Organism: Annulohypoxylon truncatum
Lineage: Eukaryota; Fungi; Ascomycota; Sordariomycetes; Xylariales; Hypoxylaceae
Product: SNO glutamine amidotransferase
Exons: 4
Coding region: 111-947 (278 amino acids)
Biological process (GO): pyridoxine metabolic process; pyridoxal 5'-phosphate biosynthetic process
Cellular component (GO): cytosol; glutaminase complex
Molecular function (GO): glutaminase activity
Source: RefSeq, a predicted model, not a curated record
GCACCCGGGUAGGCAAGGCAUUAGUUGAAUAUACCUCUUCUUAAGCGCAUCAGAUCCCGAUUACCUAUCUGUGGUACCAGUUGAGGUAGACAUAUCUGACGAAAGUCAAUAUGGUCACCGUCGGCGUCCUCGCACUUCAAGGAGGCUUCUCAGAACAUCUCAGCUCUCUACGGAAAGCAGCUGCUCAUCUCUCGACUUCAUCAUCGCCAAUACCAAGCUUCGACUUCCUGGAGGUACGAACGCCAGCCCAACUAGCUAGAUGUGACGCGCUAGUCAUUCCCGGAGGAGAGAGCACUACCCUCUCACUUGUGGCAGCACAGUCCGGGUUGCUGGAGCCGUUGCGGGAGUUUGUCAAAGUCGACAAGAAGCCAACAUGGGGCACAUGCGCCGGUCUUAUCCUCUUAUCUGAGCAAGCUAGCGCCACUAAAAGAGGUGGUCAAGAUUUGAUCGGGGGACUUGAUGUCAAAGUCCACCGUAAUCAUUUUGGUCGACAGAUAGAAAGCUUCGUUACAGACUUAGGCCUGCCUUUCUUAUCCCAAGAGGGCGAAGGGAACGGAGUCGCUCCUUUUCCGGCCGUCUUCAUUCGGGCUCCUGUUGUGGAUCAGGUAUUGACUGGUGACUUGGAGUCAAUUGACCAUAAGUCGGAUUUCACGACAUCGGAAAUCGCCAAGCCUGUGUCCGGGGAUCGAAUGAGCCAUACUUUAAAAGGGAAUGUUGAAGUAUUGGCAACCCUUCCGGGGCGUCACGCUUCGAACAAGGCGGCGGCGGCGGCAAAGACGAUAACGGCGUCAACGCUUAACAGAGAUGAUCAAGCCACGUCUCCUACGGGAGCAGGAGAUAUCGUAGCGUUAAGACAAGGGAAUGUGUUCGGGACUAGCUUUCAUCCAGAGCUGACUGACGACAUUCGAAUUCAUGUCUGGUGGCUAGAUCAGGUAUUAAGAUCAUGAAGGUUGUGGUGGGAUGGGUCGAAAGAGUUGAAUUGGAAUAGCCACUGAAUUCGAAGUUAUCUACUACGUAGUAGUUGAUGAAAGAAUUGAGACACAUAAAAUGUCAAACACUACACGGACCAGACACAGCACGUGUAUCGCGGGUUUAGGAGGGUGAUAUUCCGGCCCGGACCCUCUUCUCCUGAAGCAUCAUUUUACUAUGUUUCUUAAACGCCCGCCUAAGCACCGCAUUGGUGGUGUCCGCUUCAAAUGAUUUGGGCAUGACCUGUAAUUCAAUAUCAUGUCUCGUCCGGACAAUGUCUGUCUCUAGCUAUGUAAGAACGCGAGCUGAU